AUGACGUCACAGGGCGUGUCAGGGCUCUUAUCGUGGCGGGGGCUCCAAGCGCUGCUUAGUCACGGCCCCCCCCGCCCCCCCCCGCCCCCGGGGCCGCGGCGUGGACCGCCUCUCCAUCACCCCCCAUCCCGCUGCCAUUCCAUCCGCUCUCCCACCAUGUCCUGCCCAUCCCUUCCACCCCCGGAGUGUCCCGCCGAGGUGACUCCAUCCCCGGGCUCCUCCUCGGCCGCUCCGUGCCGUUUCACGCUGUCCGAGCACCCGGUGGCCGCGCUGGCCGCCAUGAACGAGCUUCGCCUCCAGGGCCACCUGUGCGACGUGACCCUGCGGGUGCGGCACGGCCGGGACGUGGCACCCACCGAGCUUCGGGCUCACCGCGUGGUCCUGGCCGCCGCCAGCCCCGUGUUCCGGGCCAUGUUCACGGCGGGGCUUCGGGAGAGGGGCUUGGCCGAGGUGCCCAUCGAGGGCGUCCACCCGCGGGCCAUGGAGCGCCUGGUGGAGUUCGCCUACACGGCGGCCGUGGCCGUGGGCGAGCGCUGCGUGCUGCCGCUGCUGCACGGGGCCAUCAUGUACCAGGUGGACGCCGUGGUCAAGGCGUGCUGCUCUUUCCUGGGGGGGCAGCUGCACCCCAGCAACGCCAUCGGCAUCGCCGCGCUGGCCGAGCGCCUGGGCUGCGUGGAGCUGCAGGAGAAGGCACGGGAGUACAUCUACAUGAACUUCGCUGAGGUCUCCAAACAAGAAGAAUUCCUCUCCCUGUCCCACUGCCAGCUGGCCACGCUGCUGAGCCGCGACGAGCUGAACGUUCGCUGCGAGUCCGAGGUGUUCCAGGCGUGCGUGGCCUGGGUGCAGCAGGACAGGGGCGCCCGCUCCCCGUUCCUGCCGGCCCUGCUGCGCGCCGUGCGCUGCCACGCUCUCACCCCGCGCUUCCUGCGCGCUCAGCUCCGCCGCCGCCGCGACCUGGGCAGGGACGCCCUCCGUUACCUGGCCAGGGUUUUUCGUGACCUGGCUUUGCACAAACCCUCGGGGGAUCCACCCGUGAGGACCCCGAACGUGAGGCAGCUGAUUUACGCGGCCGGGGGUUACCUGAGGCGCUCGCUGAGCACGCUGGAGGCGUUCGACCCCGUGCGGGGCUCCUGGAUGAGGCUGGCGGAGCUGGAGACGCCGCGCUCGGGGCUGGGGGGUUGUGCCGUGGGGGGGUUGUUUUAUGCCGUGGGGGGUAGGAACAAUUCUCCCGAGGGGAACACGGACUCGGCGGCCGUGGAUUGCUACAACCCCGUCAGCGGGAGGUGGUCGCCCUGCGCCCCCAUGAGCGUGCCCCGGAAUCGUAUCGGGGUGGGAGUGAUCGACGGGCUGAUCUACGCCGUGGGGGGGUCCCAUGGGUGCACGCACCACUGCUCUGUGGAGAGGUACGAGCCCGAGCGGGACGAGUGGGCGCUGGUGGCGCCGAUGGGGACGAGGCGCAUCGGGGUGGGGGUGGCGGUGCUGAACCGGCUCCUCUACGCCGUGGGCGGCUUCGACGGCAGCGCCCGGCUGCGCUCGGCAGAGCGGUACCACCCCGAGAGGGACAGCUGGCAGCCCAUCCCCCCCAUGGCCACCGUCCGCAGCGGGGCAGGGGUGUGUGCCCUCGGGAACUGCCUGUACGCCAUGGGGGGGUACGAUGGGACGCAGCAGCUCAGCAGCACCGAGAGAUUCCAGGCGGACACCGAGACCUGGAGCUUCGUGGCACCCAUGGGGCACCGGAGGAGCGCGCUGGGGGUCACGGCCUUCCGGGGCAGGAUCUACGUGCUGGGGGGCUACGAUGGCCACUCCUUCCUGGAGUCAGUGGAGUGCUACGACCCCGAGGCCAACGCCUGGACCGAGGUGACACCGAUGCCAUCGGGGCGAAGCGGGCUGGGGGUGGCCGUGACCAUGGAGCCCUGCCACCCCCAGACCCCCCCCGAGGAUGAGGAGCCCCCCCCGGGCGGGCCCUGCUGACCCCGGUGCCGCCGGAGGGGGAGGGAAAAUCUCUGGGUGCAGCCCCGCACCUGAAAUUUUUUUUGAUUUUUAUUUUCCCAACCCACCCCCCCAAAAUCUAUCCCCCGCCGGCGGCGGAUCGAGGGGUGCAGGGGGUGGGGGGGUGGGUAAUGUCACAGAGACCCCGCCCUCCCCCCCACAAAAAAAAAAAAAAAAAGUGUCACAGGACUUUUGCUGCCUUGCCCUCCCCCCAAUUUCCCCACGUCUGGCCCAAGUUUUGGGAUUUUUUUGUUUGUUUGUUUGUUUUUUUGGACUGGUUUUGGUGAUUCACAGACCAAAUAAAGCCAUUUGUGGUUUAA
Messenger RNA from Cinclus cinclus, 2309 nucleotides. It is a transcript of the gene KEAP1, whose product is annotated as kelch like ECH associated protein 1. Lineage: Eukaryota; Metazoa; Chordata; Aves; Passeriformes; Cinclidae. Gene Ontology annotation, molecular function: protein binding. The record is from RefSeq and is a predicted model, not a curated record.